Molecule: messenger RNA, 1764 nt
Organism: Zasmidium cellare ATCC 36951
Lineage: Eukaryota; Fungi; Ascomycota; Dothideomycetes; Mycosphaerellales; Mycosphaerellaceae
Exons: 7
Coding region: 1-1764 (587 amino acids)
Cellular component (GO): nucleus
Molecular function (GO): RNA helicase activity; RNA binding; ATP binding
Source: RefSeq, a predicted model, not a curated record
AUGUCUGACUCAUUCGGCAACGACGCCCCAGCCGACGCCUGGGGCACCAACGAGCCGCAAGACACUCCGCAGCCGUCGGGUUCAGCACCAGUUGUCUUCGACAAGGAGGCCCUUGCUCAGCGUGCGCGUGAGCAGGGAUGGACGGAGACCACCGCGUACGACUACGAGGCCUUUGAGCGCGAGAUCGGCGAGAUCGGUCCAGAAGUCCCAGAGCUGGAGGCUAUACUCUUUGGCCGCGAGUUCCGCCCCGAGCAGGGCGAGCACAUUGCCCAACUCAAGGAGAUCGAGGUGCACGUCGAGGGACCAGAGAGAAUUGCUCCCAUUGUUCGGUUCACCGACGCUGGCCUUCACCCUGCUGUGCUUGCCAACUGCCAGCGCGCCGGCUACGUCGUCCCAACCCCGAUCCAAGGCUACGCCAUCCCCACCAUCUUGGGAGGCUCCGACGUCGUUGCCAUUGCUCAGACUGGUUCUGGCAAGACUGCCGCGUACCUCGUUCCUAUCCUAUCGAAGCUCAUGGGCAAGGCAAAGAAGUUGUCCGCGCCUCGCCCAGACGUUACCAAGCCAGGCUUUGACAUCCGCUCCCACGGCGUUAGGGCCGAGCCACUUGUCAUCGUCGUCGUUCCGACUCGAGAGCUGGCCAUCCAGAUUUUCGAUGAGGCUCGCCGUAUGUGCUACCGCUCCAUGCUGCGCCCAUGCGUUGCGUAUGGCGGUCUCCCGAUGCAGAUCUGUCGCGAGGAGCUCGGCAAGGGCUGCGAUAUCCUCAUUGCUACUCCAGGUCGCCUGUGCGAUCUCAUGGACAAGCCUGAUCUGCUGUCCAUGAACCGCGUCAAGUUCACCGUCAUUGAUGAGGCCGAUGAGAUGCUCGACCAAGACUGGGAGACUGAGCUGACCAAGAUCAUGGCGGGUGGUGACACCAAUGAGGAUGCCGAUCACCAGUUCAUGAUGUUCUCCGCCACCUUCCCCAAGGGCGCCCGUGAGCUGGCCCGCAAGUUCAUGGCAGAGGAUCACUUCAACAUUCGCGUCGGCCGCGCCGGUCAGACCCACAAGAACAUUCGUCAGAAUAUCGUCUACGUCGAUCAGAACGCGAAGCGCGAGGCCGUUUACGACCUCCUCAUCUCCAUGGAGAAGCCUGGCCGCACCCUCAUUUUCUGCAACUCCAAAGCCGCUGUCGACCUCCUCGACGACUUCCUCUACAACCGCCAGCUACCCACGACUUCGAUCCAUGCCGAUCGCAACCAGCGCGAGCGUGAGGAUGCUCUUCGCGCAUUCCGCACCGGCAAGGCCCCUAUCCUCAUCGCCACCGGCGUCUCGGCUCGCGGUUGGGAUGUCAAGAAUGUCGUCCACGUCAUCAACUACGACCUUCCCAGCGCCAUGUACGGUGGCAUCUCCGAGUAUGUCCACCGCAUUGGCCGUACUGGUCGCAUCGGCCAUCAGGGUCUGGCCACUUCUUUCUACAACGACCGCGACGAGGACCUUGGUCAAGCCCUUGUCAAUAUCCUCGUCGAGUGCGAGUGCGAGGUGCCUGAGUUCCUGUCCCACCUGACUCCUGAGGAUGGCAACAUCCAGUUCGACGACGAUAGCGACGAUGAGGCCGAGGCAGGCGAUGGUGGUGCUUGGGGUGGUGCCGCUGAUGGCGAUGGUGAUGCUCCAGCUGCUGCUGGUUGGGGUUCUGCUGAGCCAGCUGCUCCUGCCGACGACGGCUUCACUGCCGACGCUGGCUUCACUCCUGCUGGUGGUGCUCCUCCAGCUGACGACGGUUGGUAA